Fusarium vanettenii 77-13-4 is the source of this 762-nucleotide messenger RNA. RefSeq lists its product as uncharacterized. Gene Ontology annotation, molecular function: oxidoreductase activity. Bases 1 to 762 code for a protein of 253 amino acids. The transcript is spliced from 2 exons. Lineage: Eukaryota; Fungi; Ascomycota; Sordariomycetes; Hypocreales; Nectriaceae. The record is from RefSeq and is a predicted model, not a curated record.
AUGUCAUCUAAAAUGCUUGCCGGAAAGGUCAUCGCCGUGACUGGUGCCGCACGGGGUAUCGCUCGCGGUACCGCUAUCUACCUCGCCGAACGGGGAGCUAUAUUAUCUCUAUCAGACAUUCUUGAAAAAGAAUUAGAGGAACUAGCUAACGAGAUCACGUCGAGGUACCCCGACGUGAGAUUACUUGCUUCGGUUAUCGAUAUAGCAGAUGGGGAUAAGGUAGAUGAAUGGGUUAAGAAAACUGUCGCUGAAUUUGGCUCUCUUCACGGCGCAGUUAAUUUCGCAGGCAUUUUCCACAGUAAGACUGAACAUUUCGUCGAUAUCAAGGAUGAGGAUUGGCAUAGGAUUAUGGCGGUUAACUUGACGGGAACUAUGUUCUGUAUGAGAUCCGAAAUCGCGGUGAUGGAGAAGGGCGGGAGUAUUGUGAACGCGUCGAGCACGGCAGGCCUGAUGGCAGGCCCUGGUUUUGUCGCGUACGCAGCAUCAAAGGCGGCAAUCAUCUCUCUAACCAGAUCGGCCGCAAAAGAGAUUGGUGCCCAACAGAUCCGCGUCAACGCACUCGCCCCAGCUGGCAUCGUCACCCCAAUGUUUCAUCAGCUAUUCGAUGACGGGAUUGUUAAUGAGAUGGUGAUCACGCCUAACGCUCUUAACCGAGACGGUCAUGUGGAGGAGGUUGCACCGCUUAUCGCUUUCCUUCUCGGAGACGAGUCGAGGUAUAUCACCGGGGAGAUAAUCAAAGUUGAUGGAGGAAUGCUAUGUUAA